Lachancea fermentati is the source of this 3654-nucleotide messenger RNA. NCBI's taxonomy places the organism in Eukaryota, Fungi, Ascomycota, Saccharomycetes, Saccharomycetales, Saccharomycetaceae. The record is from the annotation of a GenBank genome assembly.
AUGGAUCAAGAUCAAGUUGCUCAUCUUCUCGAACUUGAAGAUAAGCUGAGUCAUAUCAGAUCUCAGAUCAAUUCUAAACUCAACAACCAAAAACAUAUUGCCAUUAUAUUGACCGCUGUUGAAGAAAAUAUCGAUGAGCAGCAAGCCACGAAUAAGAACAUUGUAAAUUAUCUAAUUUCAUUCAUGUCACUCUUAGAUCAAGCCACAAACCCAGAAACACAUGAAAUAAUUGAGCUCCAACUGGCAACUUCCGCUACGUACUUGCUAGAUAUACUCUUCAAGUACACGCCCAAAGCACUAUUAAGAUCUAAAUUUGCUGAAAUGCUUACCAAAAUAGCGCCAUGCAUUACAGAUGAAAAAUCUCAAGCUCCUCUUAUAAAAUCUGCCGUUGGAUGCCUGGAAUCACUUUUGAUUGCCCAAGAUUCCCAGUCUUGGAACAAUACGCAGAAUUUAAGCAUCACUCCAACAAGAGGGCUUAGCGGUCUAUUGGAAUUAUCAUUAGAUCCCAGGCCGAAGGUUAGAAAGAGAGCACAAGAUGCCAUCAGUAAUAUUCUUUCAAAUCCUCCCCCUUCCCCUACUGCCGAGCACGUUGCCGCUCCUAUAGUUGCAGAAUUCACAAUAAACGCCCUAGCAUCUGCUAUGGAUGAGGCAUCCUCAGUGUCAAACAAGAAGCUGAAAGCUCAGGGAGGCUCUAAUGAGUUUAAUACCAAGAUAAUUCAUAUCCUGAAAUUGGUGAGCAAAAUCUUGUCGACGAAACAAUGGCCUUCCUCACGAAUUGAUGCUUUAUGUGAUGUGUUACUUGAGAUUUCUAAAUCAUCCGACGAAUUCUUAGUCUCAAGUUCUUUCCAAUGUUUCGAAUCCCUAUUUCAAUCGAUUGCCGAAUCCACUGCUUCCUCCGGUUUAGUGGAAAACAAGUUUUUGAAAGUUUUGGAUGUUAUCUUCUCUCUGAAACCAUCAAAUAACGAUAUGAACUUGGCCAAUACGUGGAUUUCUGUUGUUGGUAAAGGAAUGUCCACUUAUGCAAAAUAUCAACCGCUGACGUGUUUUAUGAAACUCCCCGACGUUUUCAAUAUUAUGGGCUUUUAUCUAGCAAGUGAAACUCCAGAGGUGUAUAAAAGUGCCUCAAAGUGCCUGAAUACCAUUCUGAAUGACACUGUUCAAGAAGACCUUUUACUUUAUCCUCCUGCUGUUGACGAAAAGACAUUUGAAACUGUGGACAAUGUUAUAAGCUCUUUAGCCGACGUGUUCGUUGAAUUUUUAUCAAUAAAGUAUGUUCAUUGUGCGAAGGAAAUACUUGCUGUCCUUACAACAGGAUUUAACAAGUUCACGUUGAGAUGCAAUCCAGAUUUUUUAAAACCACUUGCUAUUGUUGGAGAAUGGAGAACGAAUGAAGAUAACUUUCUCGAUUUCAAAAUUGAGUCAGAAAUUGCAAUUGGAGCUGCAAUUUCUGCCAUCGGUCCAGAUACAGUUACUAGCAUACUUCCAAUGAACUUAAAAUCGAACUCACCUAGUCAACCAGGACGUGCAUGGUUGAUUCCGUUAGUUCGUGAUUUUACAAAGCACAGUAAACUGGCAAUAUUCGUGAACCAAUUUCUUCCGCUAAUCAGUUUCUUUGAAUCUAAAAUUGAAGGUAUGGAGAAAGAGUCGGUGCAAGCUAAAGUCUUUCAAACUGUUAUUGACCAGGUAUGGUCCACAUUGCCCAGCUUUUGCGAGUUACCAGAAGACUUAAGAACGUCAUUUACGGACGAGUUUGCUGCUGAAUUAUCUUCCCUUUUAUACAGCAAUGUUGGACUGAGACCAACUAUUUGUCGAGCUUUCAAAAAUCUGGUGGAAAGCAACUCGUCUUAUGUCAGUGGAAGCAUUGAGACACAUUUAUUGUUACAGCAGCAAUUUCCACGCGUUGAAGCCGAUGAAAACCUAGUAUAUCUUUCUUCAAAAGCGUCUAAUCUUUUGGCAGUUCUAUUCAAUGUUUACACUCAAACAGCCCCAAAUGCAAGAGGUUAUAUUUUGGAGACCAUUGAAAGUAUUUUAAAGAUUACAAUCGCAGAGGAUUUAGAAAAAACUUUCAAUAACGUCUGCGCUUUGUUAAAGGGUGCUUUUGAGGAGGAAGCAAAUGGCAGAGAAGUCAAGAAUGGUGGCGUGAGGAUGAGCGCUACAUUAUUGGAUAUUGUCGUUGCGAUGACAAAGUACGUCCCAGUUCAAUGUUAUGGUGCACUUUUUGCCCUUUUCAAUACUACCGUCAAUUCUACCGAUGCAUUAACUCAGAAGAGAUCCUACAGAAUUAUAACCAAACUUUCUGAGCUUGAGAAGGGUUCGGAGGCUAUCCAAAAUUACAUUGCAAACAUUGAAGAUGUUAUGAUCCAAAGUGCAAAUACCGUCCAGACAUCCUCAAAGGCUGCGAGGUUACAAGCUCUCAAGACACUCAUCGACAUGAUUCCGGUGGAUCACUUAGGAUUCAUUGUCCAAGUGGUUCCUGAAGUUAUUCUGGCAACAAAGGACGUGAACGAAAAGACAAGAGAAUCAGCCUUUGAGACCUUGAUCAAAAUGACCCAAAGGAUGUCCGAUCCAAAUGGCGUUAUCAUCCUUUGUCAGAUUCCUGGAUAUGACCCUACCAUACCUAAUCAAACAUCCUCUAUUUCAGAGUUCUUUAAAAUCAUAUCUGCUGGUCUGAUUGGUGAGUCGCAACAUAUGGUUAGCGCAACUAUCACGGCAUACUCCUGUCUGGUAUUUGAAUUCAGGGAUCAGGUAAGUACAGAAGUUUUGCUCGAUAUUUACGAUACGAUUGAGCUGUACUUAACCUCCAACUCUAGGGAGAUUGUGAAAAGCGCUAUUGGUUUCGCAAAGGUUUGCUGUCUUGGGCUUCCAGAAGAAAUGAUAAAACCAAAGAUUCCAGCUAUUCUACCUAAAUUAUUGCGUUGGUCUCAUGAGCACACAGGGCAUUUUAAAGCUAAAGUAAAACACAUUAUUGAGCGCUUGAUAAGAAGAUUUGGUUAUGAUUUUAUUGACCAGAACUUCCCAGAGGAAGAUAAGAGGCUUUUGGCGAACAUAAGAAAGACUCGUAAUAGAAAUAAAAGAAAAGGGACUGAUGAAGUCAACUUACCAGAGGUCAAUUCUGCUGAUACAGCCAAAAAGGGAUCGAGAUUUAUGUCUGCCUUGGAUGAGGUCUUAUAUGAAUCAUCUGAAGAAGAUGCCAGCGAUGAAGAAGGGAAUCCUAACCAGCGUAGAUCCAAGAAGUUCAUCGUUGAAUCUAAAGAAAAUCCUUUGGAUCUUUUGGACGCCCAAACGUUAAGCCAUAUAUCCUCAACAAGGCCUAAAAAGUUUGACAAGGGUUCUAGAAGAACUGUCAAGGAUGAUGUCGUCAGUUUUGAUGCCGAAGGGAGGAUGGUUGUAGACAAUGAAGAUGGCAAGACAGAGGAGCAGAAUGAUCCUCUGAAGGCAAUAACUAGUGGAAUUAACGCCUAUCUGGAAGCUGUAGAACAUGGUCCUAUCAGAGGACAGAAGAACAGACUGAAAUUUAAAAAAGGAAACAGAGCGGGCAAUGAUGAGACUUUCAGCGAUGAUGAAGCGGAGUCUAAAUUGGUCAAGAAAAUCGAAGGAAAAAACAGAAAGUCAGUUAAGAAAGGCGGGAAAUUCAAAUCUAGAAGAAAGCUUUGA